GUAAUGCUCAUAUAGCGAAUCUCUAAAAAGUACCAAGCAAAGUGAAACAAGUAAAAAUAAAGAAAUAACCAUGAACACACGAAGUAGAAAAGCAAAUCAAGAAAAAGUGCAGCGAAAACCUAAUCUAGCGAAGUUUAAAGCACCGGCUAUUAAAAAAGCUAAAAACGAAGAGAACACAGAGCGAAGGUUCAAUGUUACUAAAUUUCCACCGUUCGGUAUCCCCAAACAUGCUUUGACACGAACUCUGGAGAUUGUUAAUGAUCCUAAUGAUGAGUUUUGGCUAAACAAAAACUCAUCGUGUGCGCCGCCAAUUAAUGAUAUUGUUUAUGGCGGUGGUGUCCAGCGAUCGGAAACAUAUAUUAAGUUGAAUUUGGCACGUAAAUGUUUGUUGACGCGUGAUUUUCAUAACUUGGCCAAAUUGUUGACAUCGAACAUCAUCGGCGACACUGUGAUGCAGAAAUCCUCCUUUCCCAUUUUUACAGAUUAUGCAUCAAUCCUACUCACACUAAAGGAUCCCGAACUUUUGCAGAAACUUAAAGCGACAAUAUCGAACUCUAGUACUCAAAGUGCCAAUAAAUCUUUGCAAUUGAAUUCUACGUCUACAGAAAAAGAUAAUACAAUAUCAUAAUACUUUAAAACAUUUCCUUUGACAAAAGCAAGCCUUUAUUAAAAUUUUGACUAUCCCAUAUAGAAUUAAUGCAUUUAGAUCUAAGAAACUACAAAUAUAGACAGGAUUUACCACUGCUUUACUAUUUAAGAAAAUAUAAGUACAAAUAAACAACAGACACACGA
Molecule: messenger RNA, 792 nt
Organism: Drosophila albomicans
Lineage: Eukaryota; Metazoa; Arthropoda; Insecta; Diptera; Drosophilidae
Exons: 2
Coding region: 71-628 (185 amino acids)
Source: RefSeq, a predicted model, not a curated record